Sardina pilchardus (European sardine) is the source of this 1913-nucleotide messenger RNA. It is a transcript of the gene sh3bp5lb, whose product is annotated as SH3-binding domain protein 5-like, b. The transcript has 6 exons. Gene Ontology annotation, biological process: negative regulation of protein tyrosine kinase activity; intracellular signal transduction. NCBI's taxonomy places the organism in Eukaryota, Metazoa, Chordata, Actinopteri, Clupeiformes, Clupeidae. Gene Ontology annotation, molecular function: protein kinase inhibitor activity. The record is from RefSeq and is a predicted model, not a curated record. The coding region runs from base 471 to 1913 and encodes 480 amino acids. Gene Ontology annotation, cellular component: cytoplasm.
UUGGUGGUUCUUGGGAAACGUGAACCUGUCAGCCCAGCUGUGGAGAGACAGCUGGUGGAUGGAGCUGGGAAGGGUGGGGGACCUACCAUCUCCGAAGACAUUCCAUGACAAACCCACCCAUGCGCAAUACAUUGUUUCAAGAUUUUAUUUAAGAAUUAGUUUUCUUUCGUUUAAUUUGAACGUCACUUCUUUUGGGUAGGCGAUAAACUAUACGAACCUUCAGUCCACCGUGAAACUAAUGCUGCUGUUUUCAUUUUCGCUAGCAUCUGGCUAACUGGAUACCUGCUAACAACAAACGCCUUAAGUAAAAUGUCUACGUUGUUUCGUCUCACCUGCUGAAGAAUCUGUAAUGUCUUAAGAUGUCAGAGUGAUGCCAAAAUAUUUUAGAUGCCUUAUUUUAAAUAUCCGUCUGUAAUACAUUUGUUAGUGUUCUAUUUGACUGAGCAACCUGCUCGACGUCAAGGCCUCAUAUGGAAGCAGGGAGCUUGCGUGAGAAUCCACCGGGUUCUAGAGUGACCGAGUCGGCGGACUGGAGAGAGGAGACCCCGGGUGAGGAGGCAGGGGAAAGGGACGAAGACCUGAAAGACAGAGGUGGAGAUGGGGGGAACGAGAAAAAUGGCGAUGAAGUGGAGGGUGACUGUGCGGUUAGCAGUGCUCCUGAAAAAGAGAAGUCUAUGGAGGAGGAAACAGAGAAGUAUGAGGAAGAACUGGAUCCAAGAAUCCAGGAAGAGCUGGAGCAUCUAAACCAGGCCAGUGAUGAGAUUAAUCGACUGGAGCUGCAAUUGGAUGAAGCACGGUCCAGCUACAGACGGAUCCUGACAGACUCAGCUAGGAAGCUCAAUGCUCAGGGCUCACAGCUGGGGACCUGUAUCGAGAAGGCCAGGCCAUACUAUGAGGCUCGCAGGCUUGCUAAAGAGGCACAGCAGGAGACCCAGAAGGCCGCUCUGCGCUAUGAGCGGGCGGUCUCGAUGCACACGGCGGCGCGAGAGAUGGUGUAUGUGGCAGAGCAGGGUCUCUUAGCCGAUAAAAACACCCUGGAUCCCACCUGGCAGGAGAUGCUCAAUCAUGCUACUUCCAAGGUGAACGAGGCGGAGGAGGAGCGGCUGCGGAGCGAGCGCGAGCACCAGCGCGUCACCCAGCUGUGCCAGGAGGCCGAGCAGCGCGUGCAGACGCUCCAGAAGGCCCUGAAGAGGGUCAUCGUCAAGUCCAAACCCUACUUUGAGCUCAAGGCCCAGUUCAACCACAUCCUAGAGGAGCACAAGUCCAAGGUGGUGCAGCUGGAGGAGCGCGUGGCCAAGGUCAAGACCCGCUACUCGGUGGCGCUGCGCAACCUGGAGCAGAUCAGCGAGCAGAUCCACGCCCAGAGGGGCCGCGUGCGCGCCGCCCGGCAGAACGUCCGCAGCUGCCAGGGCCGCAGCUCUCCGGUCGGCGCCGAGUCGGAGAAGGAGGAAGUGGUGGUCCAGGCCGGCGCCUACGGCGGCGUCGUCGGCGCGGGCCUGACCAACAGCGAGUGGGCCGACUCGGAGAAGACCCGCCAGUGGGUGGAGCGGCACCGCGAGAGCGGCUGGGGCCAGCAGGAGAAGGCGGGCUCGGACUCCAUGUCCGUCAUCAGCCUGCAGACCAUCGCGUCCGACCUGGAGAAGUGCGACAGCGUGGAGCACCUGGGCGAGCUGAGCGACGUGGGGAGCCUGCUGGGGGAAGACCUGGAGAGGGAGAGAGCCAUGAUGGAGAUGGAGAGGGAGAGGCAGAGGGAGAGGGAGAAGGAGAGGGGGGCGGCGGCGAAGGAGGAGAGGCCCGUGGCCAAGGAGGGGGGGCUGGCGGUGGGGCGGGGGCCGGGGGUGGAGCGGGGGCCAGUCGGAGCUGAGAGGCAGCAGAGUUUUGUCAAGCAACACCACAGGAGCGUAAGCCUGUAA